UGAAGCCGAAGUUUGUCGAAUGCCGCUUUGACCUUCAACUUUCGGUUUGAGAGCGAGGUAAUGGAAACAUGAACACUCCGGUUAUGGCGAGAGUUUUGCGGAGUACCGCGGGCUUUGCUCUCAGAAAUAAGACACGCGUAGCAUCCUUCGUAUCACAAAGAUGCCUUUCAACAUCACCUGUAUUACAAGAUGAUGGUGAAAAAAAAUCUUUUGCAACAAGGCAGGUUCAGUUUAUCAAGUCAAUUUUUGAUAAAUCAGACUUUGGACCAUAUGAAAUUCAAAAGGAAUCUCACUCGAGCCAGCUGUCAGAUAAAGAGAAUGUGUAUGAAAUCCAGUUUCAUGCUGUGAAGCCUGAAGAUAUGGAAGAAUAUUUAAAACAAUUCUCUAAAUUUCAAGAACUGAUGCAUGAAAAGAAAACAGGUGCUCAUUUGAUUGGCAGUUUCACAGUGGAAAUUGGAGAUCAAGAUGAAGCAAUUCAUAUUUGGGAAUACAAAGGAGGGUAUCCGGUUUUAAAUAAUGCGACGGAAAUCUACAGGACUGACCAGGAUUUUAUAAACUUUCGAACAAGCAGGAACAAAAUGCUUCGAUACAGAAAGAAUCAGAUUCUUCUUCCUUUUAAUUUCUGGCCAGCACCAGUACCAAGAGAAGGAAAAAAUAUCUAUGAAAUGAGAAGCUACACACUAAAGCCAGGAUCAAUGAUUGAGUGGUCAAAUUGCUGGGCAAAAGGUUUACGAUACCGCCAGGAUAAUGAUGAGGUGGCAGUCUGUGGACUGUUCACUGAUCUAGGUGACUUAUUCACAGUGCACCACAUGUGGGGUUAUAAGGAUCUACAGACCAGGAAGGAGACAAGAGAAAUGGCGUGGAGUAAGCCAGGAUGGGAUGAAUGCGUGGCUUAUACAGUACCUCUUAUACGCCAGAUGAAGUCAAGGAUUUUGAUACCCACUCCAUUCUCACCAGUACAAUAGAGCACAUCCUUAUGGUUACCACGGCAGUCAUAAAGAAACAGCUGGUACAUGAAUUAUAGUGAUACAUACUUUAAACUGGAUAUAACAGGAGAAAAUCUUUAAGUAAAACUGGCAGUUAGAUGAGACUUAAAUAUUCUAUGCUCUAGUCAACUGCCUCAGUGCUUUUUGAAGGAAUCUAUGAAAUUGAUAUUUUGUUAUUCUUGUUUAUAUCUUUUAAUAGGCAUGGGUUGUGUUGUUCAGGUCUUUAUACAUGUAUACAUGUAGUGCAUGUACUGUAUCUGUUUGGGUGCAUAAUACUGUAAACCUGCAUAGAUUUCACUUAAAAAGAUUGAAUUUUUAGCUGGUCAUUUUCUUCUGUAAACAAUACUGAUUGAAUAUUCUGUAAUGAUGGACUGCAUUUCAAAUAUCAUAGAUAUGAAACCUAUCGUUUAAGAAUCCUUCAGCAGCAAUAGAAAGUGUUUGACCUUGAGUUUGUGCCGAUGGCAACUUAUUCCUUUCCAUAUGUACAAACACCUUUUUCAGCUGGAGUGCGCUGUACUACUCAACAGAAAUAUUGUACAUGUAUUUGAUAAAUAGACUAUUUGUGCUGUUGCAGCAGUGUUAUUUUUGUGAUUUGAUAGACUAAAAAUAAAUUAUGACGUCAUA
Messenger RNA from Magallana angulata, 1610 nucleotides. RefSeq names its product protein NipSnap-like. The transcript has 10 exons. The record is from RefSeq and is a predicted model, not a curated record. NCBI's taxonomy places the organism in Eukaryota, Metazoa, Mollusca, Bivalvia, Ostreida, Ostreidae. Gene Ontology annotation, cellular component: mitochondrion. The coding region runs from base 69 to 965 and encodes 298 amino acids.